UUGAACCUCCCAAAGAAGAGCAACAUUGCAUGAGAUUUUACAGACCACAUUGCAAGAGAUUGAUUAUCAAAAUGGGCAUGCCUUCCUUCGAUGUCUCCAUGACUCUUGUGGUUUUGACCUUGCUCUGCCUGAGCAGAGAAGCUACCGCAACUGAGUAUAUAUACCAUUUCUGUUCAGACAAAACCACUUUCACUCCCAACAGCACCUUCCAGUCCAAUCUAGAUCAUCUCCUCUCUUCCCUUUCCUCCAACGCCGGACAUGAAGAUGGUUUCUACAACACCACCGUAGGACAAAACGCUUCCGACACUGUCUACGGCCUCUUCCUCUGCCGUGGCGAUCUCACUUUCCAAGACUGCCAAAAGUGCGUGGGCACUGCCGCCCAGGAUCUGAUUCAGCAGUACUGCCGCUUAGGAAAAGAGGCCGUGAUCUGGUACGAGGAGUGCAUGUUACACUACUCAGACCAAUAUUUCUUCUCCAAGAUGAACACACAGCCUGGUGUUCACGUUCCGAGUAAACACAAUAUUUCUGAUCCAGAUCACUUUAACCAAUUACUAAUGGCAACGACGAAAGGCUUGGUAAGCCAGGUUGCAAAUGCGGGAAUUGGUGCCAAAAAGUUCGCAACAAAAGAAGCAAAGUUUACCGGGUCUCAAAUACUUUACACCCUCGAGGAGUGCACGCCUGACAUAUCUAGCUCUGAUUGCAAUAAGUGUAUACAGAAAGGGAUAACCUUAAUGCAGCAAUGUUGCAGUGGAAUACAAGGGGCAAGGGUUUUUUUUCCUAGCUGUAGAAUUAGGUACGAAAUCUACCAGUUUUACCAGAUGCCAGCAAUUCUUCCUCCGCCUCCAGGGAAAAGAUCAAACUUAUUGCUCGCAAUUAUUCCAAUUGUUGCUCUGAUUUCUGUCUCUGCGGUGCUCUUCAUUAUAAUCUACUACUUCCUUUGUAGGAGAGCCAAAAAAGAGUACAAUGCUAUGCAUAAAGAAAAUGGGUCCGUCCAAUUUGAUUUUGCUACAAUUGAAUUGCUACCACCGCCAAGUUCUCAGAAGAUAACAAGCUAGCUAGUUGCAGGUGGAUUUGGUGAGGUUUAUAACGGGUACACUCCCUAAUGCACAGGAAGUAGCUGUGAAAAGUCUAUCAAAAAAGUCUUGGACAAGGUAAAGGAUCGAGAAUUUAAAAACGAGAAAUCUUGUAAGGCUAUUACCUAUUGGGUUGAAAGAACAUUUCCAAGAAAAAUCUUGUAAGAACAUUUCCAAGGCUUUAUAUUUGGUUCUUAAUAAAUAAAGUUUAGUAAA
Alnus glutinosa is the source of this 1289-nucleotide messenger RNA. Its product is annotated as putative cysteine-rich receptor-like protein kinase 9. Bases 30 to 1055 code for a protein of 341 amino acids. The record is from RefSeq and is a predicted model, not a curated record. Lineage: Eukaryota; Viridiplantae; Streptophyta; Magnoliopsida; Fagales; Betulaceae. The transcript has 4 exons.